UGAAGCCGUGCUCCACGGCCCCUGUCCUCCUCCUCGAUAUUUAUUUGUGAUUUCUUUUGAAAGGACCGAGGCUGCUGAAUCGGUGGGAAUAUGAACCAACAGCAGAGAAUGGCCGCUGCAGGAACGGACAAAGAACUGAGCGACCUCCUCGACUUCAGCAUGAUGUUUCCCUUGCCUGUGGCCAAUGGCAAAAACAGACCCACGACGCUUGCGAGCACGCAGUUUGGUGGAUCAGGUUUGGAUGAGAGGCCGACCUCGGGUUCCUGGGGAACAGGAGAUCAAAACAGCUCCACGUUUGACCAAGUCCGGCAGGGCUAUGGCGAAGGCUCCCAUUACGGCGAACCCCGGGACCUCCCGCCUCAUAACAACAUAUCUUCAUCGCCAUUCCUGGGGUCCGGAAUCGUAGGGAAAGGUACCGAAAGAAGCUCUUACACGUUCGGGAGAGACCCGGGCAUGCCGACCCUCAAUCAGGCUGGCUUUCUUCCCAGUGAAAUAGGGAUUUCAAGUCCUAGCACACUUUCCCCGACAGGGGUGAAGAGCGGCUCUCAAUACUACCCGUUUCCGAACAACCCUCGUAGGAGAGGGGCAGACAGCAGUAUAGAUGGCCAACCUAAGAAGGUCCGAAAGGUGCCCCCAGGACUCCCCUCCUCGGUGUAUCCACCCAACUCAGGCGAUGACUACAGCAGGGAACCAGCAGGCUACGCUCCUUCCAAACCCCCCAGCACGGUUUACCCUGGAGCCUUCUACAUGCCAGACGGGCUGCACAAUUCGACCGACCUGUGGAGUUCUUCGAGCACCAUGGGCCAGUCCAAUUACGGAUCCAUUUUGGGCGCCUCCUCUUCCCCCCUCCCGCAGUCCGGCAACUUUGGUGGUCUCCACCAGCACGAACGGAUGAACUAUCAGAUGCAUUCAGGGGAAGUGAAUGGAGGGCUCCCAUCUGUCUCUGGGUUUUCCUCGGCCUCUACCCAGUAUGGAGUGUCUAGCCACACACCUCCAAUCGGAGGGACGGAAAGCGUGAUGGGUAACAGAGGAACCACCGCUGGUAGUUCAGGGGAUGCGCUCGGAAAGGCAUUGGCUUCAAUUUACUCCCCGGAUCACUCUAGCAAUAACUUCUCCUCGAAUCCAUCCACACCGGUGGGUUCCCCUCAGGGAAUAACAGGUUCUUCGCAGUGGCCCCGAUCAGGCGGACAGGGUGCCUUAUCCCCGAAUUACGAAGGGACCCUUCAUACUUUGCAAAACAAAAUGGAAGACCACUUGGACGAAGCUAUCCACGUCUUGAGGAGCCACGCUGUGGGCCAGAGCAACCACGGGGACAUCCACGGCUUGCUGGCUUCCGCGUCCGGGCACAGCACCUCGGUGGGCGGGCUCAACCAAGCCUUUCCCCCUGCCUCGGUCUUACCGAUUGCCAAUCGGCACUCAAGCUUGGUGGGAGGAGGUCACCCGGAAGACAGCCUCUCCAGCAAUCCCAGUCUCCUUCACAACCACGUUGCUCUCCCAGCCCAGACCAACGCGCUCCCGGAACUCAACCGAGGACAGUCAGAUGCCUUCAGCGGCUUGACGGGGGGCUUGGGGCGAGCCAGCGUCUCGUCGGGAACGAGCGAGAUCAAACUGGAAGACAAGGAGGACGACGAGAACACAUCCGUGGCGGACAACUCGGAGGAAGAGAAGAAAGAGCACAAGUCGUCCCGGAACAGAACAAGGUGCUCACUGAACAGCAGUACAGAUGAGGCGCUGUCAUUGGAGGACAAAGAUCUGAGGGACCGGGAGAGGCGGAUGGCCAAUAAUGCCAGGGAGAGGGUGCGAGUGCGGGACAUUAACGAGGCCUUUAAAGAGCUGGGACGCAUGUGCCAGAUGCACUUAAAAACAGACAAAGCGCAGACCAAACUCAUCAUCCUUCAACAAGCAGUGCAAGUCAUUCUGGGCUUGGAGCAGCAAGUACGAGAACGCAACCUGAACCCCAAGGCAGCCUGCUUGAAACGUCGCGAAGAGGAGAAGGUGUCUGGCGUGGUGGGUGACCCCCAGAUGGCACUGUCAGCAUCCCAUCCAGGUCUAGGAGAUGGGCACAACCCGGUGGGACAUAUGUAAAGAUGAUUCCUUUUCUUCUUCUGGGAGCAGACGUCUGUAGGAAGAAGGGAAGGGCGUGCCCUGCCCCUGCCCCGUUGGUCCCCACCAGAAACUGUAGCCCUUUUAAUACUGACGUACAGCAAUGGAUCUUCAGCAUGGUCAAAGGAACUUUUUUUUAAAGAAGGAAAGAAAGGACGGAAGACAAGGGAAGAAGCAACUUUAUCAAAAAACCAACAGCAAAGAUUGCCUUAAAGUGUAUAUUCUGGAACUGUCAAUGCAUAUCUUGAAUUUACUGAGGGGGCAUCGGGGAGGGGGGAGGGGGAAGCGUUAUAUUAAAAAUGGCUUGUUCACAAAAGGCCAGCAGAAGAAAUUGUGCCUAAGCGUAAUAUUUUUUUUAAAAAAAGAACAUUAGUUAACGUUAAUUUUUUUUAAAAAAAAAGUAGAACAAACAUAGCGAUGCUUUUUUGGGGUUUUUUUUUAAUUAGCUUCUUUUUGCAUAUAUGUUUUGUAAGUGAGGACGGAAAAAAAAUUGUGUACAAAAAAAAAGAUUUUUUUUUUGGUUUCCCAUCCUUUUGGUUAUUUUGUUUCCCCUGCUGCUGUUUUUAUAGUUAAUGUUGCAUAUUUUCUUUUCUUUUUUUUUCAAAGAAGAUUAACCGGAAAUAUAAAAAAAAAAUUGUACUAAGAGACUGGAUGUUUAAAAAAGAGGUCGCAUUUGGCUCCGUUAAGCCGCUCGAUGCAAAUUUAGGUAGGCGGACUAAUGAAUAUUUCUGUUUGGCUCAUAACUUCCUUGAUGGUGAAAGAAAUUCGGACUGUGUUGAUAACAUCCUUUUUGGCUUUUUUUUUCUGUCGGGAGGGGGGGAGGGCGGAGUAGAAGCCCCGUGUGAUAACAAGAGGCUCUGUGAUCUUGUCUGAGGAUCUGUCCUGAAGGGAUUCCUGGAACUCUUUCACCGUCUCCGCUCCUGAGAUUUUUCAAAUACUUUUCCGAGGACUGCAAAAAAAAAAGACGUAUCUCUCGGUUCCUUUUGAGCUGUGAGGAUAUCGCAUGGACCUCAAGAUCAACGCAUCAAAAUGCUGCGGGGGUGGGGGGAAGGAAGGAGGGACACGCAACAGCGUGCGCACGGCACUGGGUCUGCGGGAGGAGCCUUCAAAAGGUAUCCCAGAGGUGGAAAACUGUUCAUUUUAGAGCACUGGAGCGCGCUGGCAAGGAACAAAAACAGGAGAGCGGCGGCUAGAACAAAGAUCUCUUGGUGGACGGGGGCACCGAUGGAAAGGUAAGGAACAAAACGCUUCAUCCAGCAGACAAAGGGGAGCUGGAGACUGCACACGUUUAGGAAGAGAAGAUGCUUUUGGUGUGAAGAACAGAGUUUCAGCCACCCCCCGGGCUCAGCUGGAAGCCACAACUGGAAAUACACCCACACCUCUGGAGAUGCAUCAUUGUCCCCCUCAUCACCGUUCCAAGGUUGUUUUGGAACCCGUGUUGUCAUUUCAGGACAGCUGUGUCUCUUCCCCCCACCCAGAAUGCCCCAGAGUUAUCCCCAAGUGCUCUUCGGAGAGGCCUGCCCCUCUUUGUAGACUGAAAGGAAUGCCAUCAUCAUAUCCCUCCGCUUCCAGAUCAAUCUGCUGUGGGCAAGGCAGCGGGAGUCUCUAAUCCAGGCGCGGGGGUGAUUCAGCCGACGCAGGCCUCCUCUGGUGCAGCCGCUGCGUGAUUUUGACAAAUUGGGCCCAAGUUUGCAGGCUCAGUGGAGGGACCCAUCAUCUCGAAACGUGAGGUUCCAGAUCAUAGAAUUUUGCUUUGAGGUUGGUGGAGAGGAUGUUAUUCCGGAGGAUCGAUGGGGGAUCCCUGCUUUGAUACCCGCUGCAGCUAAUUUUCCUUGUGACAUUGAAAGAGGAGCUUAACGGGGAAGGGCGUUGCGUUUUGCUGAACCCGUCAACUUCGGCGUUUCGACUCUUUGGUCCUGACACUAACUUGGAUGAGAAGGCCAGUCUCUUUUGAUAGGUCAGGCUAUCGACUGGCCAAGAAUGCGCCCAGCGGAGCCCUUGGAUGCAUCUAUUCCAUCCCACGAUCUUACUCUGUUCCGGUCCUUUUAGUACUAGCUGUGCAGCAGAGGGAAUUCCUAUGUGCCUAGCGGAAAAAGAUCACUGAGGAAGAGGGGAAACACAACUACCCGUAUCACAAAGGUUGGCAGAAGGCGAGGGCAGGGCAGGAUGCAAGCAGAGUUUCUGGAGCAGGCUUUCCUAAUGCCACGAGGAAAGUUCCAAGGGAAUACGUCCCCAAGUCCCCUCCAGGCAAACCCCUGCGAAGGACAAAGCCUCCUGACUCUUAGUGCCCGACCUCCCGAAAUCUCUUUCCAAUCCACCCACUUAAAAAAGAGAGAGAGAAAAAGAAUGCUUCUUUUAUUGUUGUUUUUUCAAUGGUUCAUUUUGUUUGUUUUAGUUGUGUGGUGAUAUUUCUGUUCUGUUGAGCAGAGGUGGGAAACUCACCUUCCUAAGGGUGUGUCCACACUAGAAAUCGAAAACCCGGUUCAAACCAUGGCAUUUCUCCACCUAUAGCUUCUUGGUAAAAGGACCCUACGAUUUCCGUGAGGGAGCUGUCCUGGAGCCUCCGAUUUGCGAAUUUGGCACCCGUGGGAGCUGAAAGUGGUUUGAAACCUAUUAAAAGUUUGUAAUGUGGACACAUCCCAAAGAAUCUUGGGAUAUUUGUUUUUGUUUGGGUAGAGGGUUAAGAGUUUUAGGAGACGAAAAAGGGAUAUCCAGCAAAAAGAAGAAAAAGAAGUCUUAGGAGGAGCAGCAUUGUGGGGAAAUGAUUUUUUUUUAAAGAAAAUGGGGUUCAAGCAAUACAGAGAACAAAAAUGUAACUUGAUUCCCAUUAAACUAUAUUUUUUUAGGAGUGGGGGUGUUCCAUAUUUUUUAGCCCUUUUGGAUGUUUUGAGGGGUUUUUUUGUUAACAGGGCUUUUUAUAUAAAAAAUAAAAAAUUUAGUCUGCUUUUGGGGGGGGGGGAUGGCCCCGAUCCAGCUAAAGCGAGUCGUGACCGAGUCUCAUUAAAACAGUCGAGUUGCAAUGGACGUGUAAAUCCUGUCGUUUCAAUGGGACUUCAGACAUACCGAACUGCAGGCUGGAUCGUGGCCCUUGGUGUCUUGAUGCCUACAUGUAAGUCCAGCUGUACGUAACUGGCUGAGAUCCUUGUUAUUAAAAAAAUCCAGAUACACAUUAUAGUUUUGAAAAAUAUAUAUAUAGUAUAAAUAUAUAUAUAUAUGUAUGCCUAUCCCCAAAUUAAAAAAAGAAAAGCUUUUUGGGGAAGGGAGGAGGGGGUCAGGAUAGAGAGAGAGACAUUUUUUUUGGGACUGAAUCACAAUUUCUGGGACGGGAGGGGGAGCACGGGGUUAAAAUUGUGUUUCCGAGUGCCUCAAGAUAUGGAUUGUGUUCAUUUUUUAAAAAAAUAAUAAUAAUUUUAUACAAGUGUCAAGAAAAAAAACACAGCUGGCUGGAUUAUUUGGAAUUUUUAAAUAAUCCUUAACUUUUUUAAAAGUAGAAUUUUGAGAACUGUCCUGUAUAUAACAGUAAUGUAGCAAUAAAUGUGACAUUUUAUAACAAUAUUACUUUCCCCCCCCCCCCUCCCUGUAUCUGUCUUUCAGAUGUUGUAUACCUAUCAAUGAAAAAGUUGUAAUAAAGGGUUUACCUUGUACUAAA
Sphaerodactylus townsendi is the source of this 5752-nucleotide messenger RNA. RefSeq names its product transcription factor 3 (gene TCF3). The record is from RefSeq and is a predicted model, not a curated record. Gene Ontology annotation, cellular component: transcription regulator complex. Gene Ontology annotation, molecular function: protein dimerization activity; DNA-binding transcription factor activity, RNA polymerase II-specific; RNA polymerase II cis-regulatory region sequence-specific DNA binding. The coding region runs from base 91 to 2085 and encodes 664 amino acids. Gene Ontology annotation, biological process: regulation of transcription by RNA polymerase II. NCBI's taxonomy places the organism in Eukaryota, Metazoa, Chordata, Lepidosauria, Squamata, Sphaerodactylidae. The transcript is spliced from 19 exons.